Molecule: messenger RNA, 999 nt
Organism: Cladocopium goreaui
Lineage: Eukaryota; Dinophyceae; Suessiales; Symbiodiniaceae
Source: the annotation of a GenBank genome assembly
UGGGGUCACUGGGUGGCACUUGGCUCAAGGGCCGUGGGUCCCGUUUUCACUCCGGCUGCAGUUCCAAUGGCCCGUCGGUCUGUCUGUUGCACCACCAGCUCACCAGAGAUAAUCCAAAACUAUGCUGUCAUCAGAGCGCUGGGUGCUGGGAAAUACGGACAGGUGAAAGAGGUCCAACACAAGGGCAGCAAGCAACGUUUCGCGUGGAAACAAGUCCUCAGUGACAGUUCCCCUGAGUCCGAGCCAGAAGUGCAGCUGCUUCGAAACUUGAGGCAUCAGAACAUCAUCCAAAUCCAUGAGGUGUAUAGUGCACCAGGGGUCGUGGAUAUGGUCUUGGAGCUGUGCACGGAAGGCAGCAUGAAGAGGUACAUGCGGUCACGUGUGGAGAAAUGUGAUGGCGCGAGCAUCUACUGCCCACCGGGCAGGCAUGAGAUUGCAAGGUCGCUUUUUCAGCUGCUGUCGGCCGUGAGUUUCCUUCAUCAGAACGAGGUGGCGCAUCGCGACAUCAAACCCGACAAUGUGCUGCUCUCGGGACGGACAUGGAAACUGGCCGACUUUAAUCUGGCCUGCAACUUCGGAUCGCGCACGCGAAAGGUCAUGCGAAGCAAAGCUGGCACCAGGCCCUUCAUGGCCCCUGAGGUAUUGGAGAAAGGAAGGUCUUACACGGAGAAGUGUGACAUCUACAGCUUGGGGGUUCUCUUCAUCGCCCUGCGAACGGGACAGCAUUACUGGCACCCUGAAAGCUGCGAGGACGAACAGGGCGCAGAAGUAGCAAGAAGCCUCUUGACGGAGGAGAGAUGGCAAGGCAUGGGUCGUGGAGCCCUGCCCUUUGCCGUAGAGAUGAUUUCUCCAGAAGCAGAUCGCUGUGAUGCGGAGGAAGCGCUUGCGAAACCCUGGUUGGUUCAGCAGCUUGGCGGUCCACUGGUUGGUGAGGUCAGCUGCUGCAGUAUCAGCUGACUUCACCAGAUGAACUUCCCAAAAUUUGAGAUGGAACCCCCA